Molecule: messenger RNA, 2496 nt
Organism: Paramacrobiotus metropolitanus
Lineage: Eukaryota; Metazoa; Tardigrada; Eutardigrada; Parachela; Macrobiotidae
Product: adenylate kinase isoenzyme 1-like
Exons: 5
Coding region: 114-1874 (586 amino acids)
Biological process (GO): nucleoside triphosphate biosynthetic process
Cellular component (GO): cytosol; cytoplasm
Molecular function (GO): ATP binding; AMP kinase activity
Source: RefSeq, a predicted model, not a curated record
AGAGUAUUUAGGGACCCAAAAUUUAAGGCAACGCAGUACACGAAGUACUGUAGCAUAUGUAAUAAGCGUAAAGCUGAAAUUUGAGGGAUAAAUUACUUAUCCUAAUUUAAGCAAUGUUAGCGUAUCGAGGUCUUUCCCGUGGUGACCUUUCUUUUCCCUUCCCCGACAAACGAUUCUUGGGGAUUCGCACUAAUUUCGUCAGUCAGUCCGCGCGCUCGUCCUCCUUCAAUUACCGGACACAGGAUUGGCUGCGGUUAAAAGCGGAAUGCGUACCCGACAGCGGCGCCGUGACUUAUAAGCUUGUUAAGCCAAACAUAAAACCCUUUCCCUUACUGAUCACAGUCGAUAAGAAACAGCGGAAAAAGCACAGUGAGACCUUUCGCAAAGUUGCGUACUUUCCGACACCGCUGACUCCGGAGCAAUUGUUAGCCGAAGAAGCUAAGCGGCUGAAACGUACCGUCUCACAGUUGGAAAAUGAUGAACCCAGAUCAUUCAGACCGCGCCGCGCGGCGACAACCUUGGCGCGAUUGUCGAUUGAGUGGGAGGAGAGUUCCGCUCGGGUGGCGCAAUGGCGGCGGAAGUUCCAGAAUUUUGGGGAAUUACCACGGGAAAAGGCUGAUUAUGCUAUCGAAGAGUCCUUGGAAGUGGAGAUUUCAGAGCAAAAGGACUUCGUGGCAGCGGUGGAUCAGAAGGGUCUCUUCAAUGAAAGUGCUUCCUCAUCAGUCGAUGACACCAACAAGAGCUCACAGAUGUUUAUGGGAGACAGUGACCCCACAAGGGAAGCGAUUCCGGUUGUUGUAGGAAUGAUGAAGCCACAGCAGAGAAAAUUCCGGAAACUGCGUCGCGCCACACGUAACCUCAUUGCCUGGAUCGAGUCUCUGCGGCCACAGAAAAAGCUCAACUUCCACCUUAUCACCUUGAAAGAUGGGACCAGACAGAACGUGAACAUGCGGCCGUAUUUGCCCUUCCCAGAGGAGUUCCAACCCGUCCCAGUGAUUAAGGAGGACGAAAUCGUGGACCUGGUUCAGAAUGCCUACGGCACCCGUCCCGCACUGGCUCUGAAAGUCGAUAUCCACGAUAUGGAUAAACUCCCCGAAGAACUGGAGAAGUUUGACAACUACUACUACCUCCGCGAGCGGCUUUUCGCUAGACUGCGCGAACGAGAGAAAUCCCUGACAGCCGCUAAGGCCCGCAAACUGCAUAUCGACGUGGGCAAUAAGUACAGUUUCGGGUUCCGUCCAGCAAUCCGGUACCACAGCAACACUUUGGGGAAUGUUUUCGACGCCACCACCCGGCGACGGUGUCGCUACGGUGUCUGGUAUCUGGACCGGGCGCUGUGGCGGAAAAUGGAGGUGACGGAAGAGAUGAAGCGACCGGGCGCGAGUGAGUCGGACGAGGCCUUCGAGCGAGUCACCGGACAGAAACCGUUGCAGCGCAUGGAAACUCCCAUCCUGGAUCCCGCGUCUCCGGAACUGCGUGAUCUUUGUGAUUUGUACACCUCCAAGGAGUUCUACAAGCGGUUAGUGGCGCGGGAACGCGCGGUGCCGACAUGGCUGGAGCAGUGCCGAGAGAUGAUUGAGCAAGAUGAACGCGAAAAGCGGAUGAGCCGGACGGCGCCGCACGGAAGCGAAGUGUGGCGGAAGCGGCGGAUUAGUCGGAUGCAUAGUGUUCUGCAUCUGCGGUUGAAGAGCACACCGCAUCCACAUUUUCCGCGGCGCCAGAGACAAUCCAAAGCCAAUCAUGAAAUUGCCAAGAGCCUUCUUCGAGGUGGACACAACACAGCUGCUGUAUUGCACUGCACACGUUACUGCCCCUAUUUUAUUAUUACCUGCUGGCGCGGUAACAGCUUCGUCCUGACAAUUUCCGCCGCGUAGCACAGCGACAUCAGAUGUAUAAAAUAGGCGGAAUGAAAGGCGAAGGGCGUGUGCAGGAUAUCCAGAUUGACUGCCAUGAUGGCCGCCGUUCCAAAGAGCAGAGGGAGGAGCGCCGCGACCGCCACCUGACGGUGAUAGACCAACAUGUCGUUGUUGGACAUGGCCAAAAAGCGCAUCGUUGUCAUCCCGUCCUGCAUACUGUCCAGCACCCCGGACGGGGUCACGUGCAGGGCAUGGUGGCUGGCCUUCAUCGGGGAGCGAGGGAGAAGAAAGGGGCGGGGCUAAGUCGGUGGUAGGACAAUAAGAGGAGAUAUCACACAAGUAAUAAUACGCACCCAUGCGGUGGACUUGGCGUUGGACCGAAAACCUCAAACUCUCCCACUGCUGUCAGCCUGUUACCUAGACGAUAUUCUAAAACAUCCAGGCUAAAACUUGGAAGCAAAUUCUACUUCGUCGAAGACGUAUCAUCAUGGGUCUGCCUGCGAUACCGCAAACAAGUGCCGCUAAAGUACCUCCGACAUUUUGGUCUGCCCAUCGUUUUCGUGGUCGGAAAACAAGGCUCGGGUAAAGCCACAGUGUGCCACCGUUUGGCCGCGCAACACGGCAUCAGUUAUGUCACCAU